Molecule: messenger RNA, 3028 nt
Organism: Nothoprocta perdicaria
Lineage: Eukaryota; Metazoa; Chordata; Aves; Tinamiformes; Tinamidae
Gene: TBC1D31
Product: TBC1 domain family member 31
Exons: 20
Coding region: 1-2892 (963 amino acids)
Cellular component (GO): centrosome
Molecular function (GO): protein binding
Source: RefSeq, a predicted model, not a curated record
AUGGCGCCGGCGCCCCGCGAGGCGAGCAGGGGAGAGCGCGGCCCGCAGCGCCAGACAGUUCUAGUAAACAUAACCCAUAGUACCACAGGAUAUCACUCAAAAACAAUACGUUUUCUAAAUGUGGCUUUUGACAGUUCUGGAGAUUCUCUACUCGCAGGAGACCACCAAGGAAAUAUAUAUGUUUUUGACUUGAAUGGAAACAGGUUCAACCUUGUCCAGCGAACAACACAGGCGUGUACUGCUUUAGCAUUUAAUCUUCGUAGGAAGACAGAAUUCCUUGUGGCUUUGGCAGAUAAUUCCAUAAAAUGUUUUGAUACAGAAACCAAAGAACUCGUUAGCUGGAUGAGAGGCCACGAAUCUUCAGUGUCUUCCAUCUCUGUGCAUGGCUCGGGUAGGUAUGCAAUCACCACGUCCCCUGACACAGCACAGCUCUGGGACCUGGACACCUUUCAAAGGAAACGAAAGCUCAACGUUCGUCACUCUGUGGGUAUUCAGAAGGUUUUCUUUCUUCCCCUGAGUAACACCAUCCUCAGCUGCUUUAAGGAUAACUCAGUUUUUGCGUGGGAAUUUGAUACUCUUCAGUGUAAAUACCAGUUGCCAACUCCAGUAGAAGGAUCACUUUUGCUUUAUAAGGUCUUUGCAGUCACCAGAGACGGCCGGAUUUUUGUAGCUGGUGGAAAAUCAAAUCAUCUUCACUUAUGGUGUUUAGAAUCAAAGCAGUUGGUGAGAAUAAUCCAGAUGCCCACGAAGGUUCGAGCUGUCCGGCAUCUGGAAUUCCUCCCUGAUAGUUUUGAUGGGGGCUCUAAUCAGAUCCUUGGAGUGUUAAGCCAAGACAAUAUUAUGAGGUUUAUCAAUAUAGAGACGUGCAAACUUCUUUUUGACAUUGGGAGUUACGAGGAGGGAAUUAGUGCAGCAGCGAUUAGCCCCAAUGGACGUUAUAUUGCAGCAGUCAUGGAAAAUGGAAGCCUUAAUCUAUACAGUGUCCAAGCUUUGACUCAAGAAGUAAAUAAGCCUCCGCCACCCCUGCUCAAAGUAGUGGAAGAUUGGUCCAAGAGCAAGUUAGAGACAAAUAAACUUACAGUGAGGGUGGCUCCGGAAGGGUCAGAGCGCCCUUGGAAAUCCAGAGGAAGCAAAGUUGAAACCAGAACACUGAAACCACAAGCAAACACAGCACUCGAAAAUAAAGAGAAYGAGCUGCCAGGUGGAUUAAACAAGAAACGGCUGCAGGCCUUAUUGAAAGGAUUUGGAGAAUAUCCAGAGAAAUACAGGAUGUUUGUUUGGCGCUCCUUGCUCCAGCUGCCUGAAAACCACGGCGCCUUCAGCAGCCUCGUAGAUAAAGGCACCCACGGUGCCUUCGUGCAGAUUCAGAACGAGUAUCCCAUCAAAAGCAGGAAGCUGCUGAGGGUUUUACAAAGGACCUUAUCUGCUCUAGCUCACUGGUCUGCUAUCUUUGGUGAGACACCUUAUAUCCCUCUGCUAGCAUUCCCAUUUGUAAAACUGUUUCAGAACAACCAGCUGAUCUGCUUUGAAGUUGUUGCUACUGUAGUAGUUAAUUUUUGUCAGCACUGGUUUGAGUAUUUUCCCAAUCCUCCAGUUAAUGUCCUUAGUAUGGUGGAGAAUAUUUUGGCACAUCAUGACAAAGAGCUGCUUCAGCAUUUGGUAAAAUACAAUGUGACUUCACAGGUUUAYGCCUGGCCUCUCCUAGAAACACUGUUCUCUGAGGUGCUAACAAGAGAAGAAUGGCUGAAAGUCUUUGAUAACAUCUUCUCCAACCAUCCUUCAUACUUUCUAAUGGUUGUUGUUGCCUACGUUACAUGUUCCAGAGCUGCACUACUUCACUGUAAUCAAAUAGAGGAUUUUGAGUAUUUCUUUCAUCAUCGGAACAACUUGGACAUUAAUGUGGUGAUUAAAGAAGCUUAUCAUCUAAUGGAGUCUACACCCGUAGAUAUCCAUCCACAGCAUAUGCUUGAUGACUUCAUACCACUUACAAAAGGGCAGUACCCUGUGUUUAAUAAAUACCCCAAGUUCAUUGUGGAUUAUCAAACUCAGGAACGAGAGAGGAUCAGACAGGAUGAAAUCGCGUACUUACGAGAGAGGCAGCUGGUGCACGAGUUGGAAGCUAAAGCGCUGGAACGGAAGGUGGAAGAUGAAGCCUGGUAUCGGAAGCAGGAACUGCUUCAAGAAGCGGAGGAACAGAGGAGAAAAAUGCUGCUGGAAGAAGAAGAGAGGCUGGCAGAACAGAGGCAGAGACUAGCUGCUGUGAAGAGAGAACUGCAARUAAAGGAAUUGCAGUUGCUGGAUGCUGCAAGACGCCGUUUCCUGAAAUACCAGCAAGAUCAGCGGCAGAUGGAGCUCAAACGACUUGAAGAUGAAAUUGCAAGAAAGGCAUCUAUAAGAGAGCAAGAAACAGCUGCUAUUUCUCAAGAUAUUGAAGUAAGGCGAAUGGAACUUGAAUCUCAAAGGCAGCUUUUUGAACAGGGGCAAGAAGGGAGGCAGCAAAAGGCUGAGCUGGAGGCAGAGCAGAAGGCGGCUGCUGCUGCAGAUGGGCACAGGAAGCAGGUCUUAGAAGAGGAAAUGAAGGAUGCCUUAGAAUUGGCUGAAAAGACACAGAAAGAAGAUGUCUGUUUUGAGAGACAGCAUGAUUUGAAGACUGGACAUACAGAGACAGGUUUAGGAUUGCAGCAAGUGCCUAGGUCUGGAAACGUCUGUCUCAACGAUGUAUCUGAGUCAGAGUCAUCAUCACGUGUGUCWUCAGGUAGAAGGCGAGAAGAACUGACGGGCAAAGAGUGGGACCUGAUGGCAGAAGUGAGGCGGCUCCGAGAGAGGCUGGCGUUGCGGGCUCAGACCAGGCGCUCGCCAGCUCGUUUCCCUGCUACAAAGUGGACUCCUUGAGAUGUUUGCCCUGAACUUCAGCUCUACAUUCACAUCAAUCAGUGCAACUCUAAAUAUAUAGUGUGCGAUCAAGGUCUAACCAUAAAUUGUUUAUUGUGAAGGUCUUUGGAAAUAUUUUUAUAUUAAAAUAAAAYGA